Messenger RNA from Neurospora crassa OR74A, 1063 nucleotides. RefSeq lists its product as hypothetical. Bases 176 to 1036 code for a protein of 286 amino acids. The transcript has 3 exons. The record is from RefSeq and is a predicted model, not a curated record. NCBI's taxonomy places the organism in Eukaryota, Fungi, Ascomycota, Sordariomycetes, Sordariales, Sordariaceae.
CUUCAGUGAAGCUACUUACCAGACUACUUGCCGUGAGUCUCCUUUGCAAGUAUCGAAGAUUUCCUUCAGACCCAAGGUCGCCCUCUUUCGUAGUCUACCAUCGUUGGAGAUCACCACGAAAGCUAUCGAACCAAGUCUUCACAUUACUCAAACGACUCCCAUCCAUCCAUUCAAAAUGCCCCCCAAAGCCGUCGCCAAUGGUGAGUCCGCUUGCACCCUCCGCGGUCAAGCCCUCACCAGCAGCGAGGUGAAGAUCCUCUUUGGCGCUCUCAACAACCUCACCGCGCCCCUCGAUAUUGACCUGCAAGGCGCCGCCGAGACCGCCGGUCUCAAGCCCAACUCGUACAAGGAGAUGUACCGUCAGUUCCGUCGCAAGUACGAGCUUGGCAAGCCCAACGCCGCCGCCGCCGCCACGGCUGCUGUUGUUGUUGCUUCGGGAGGAGAUGGCAGCAACCAGCCUGUUACUACCUCUACUGGUUCUUCUUCUUCUACCGCUACCCCGAAGAAGGCCCCUGGAACUGCUGGUGGUAGCGGUGGUGGUCGCCCCCGCGCUCGCCCCAAGAAAAUGUUGCUCACGCCCGGAGUUGGUGGUGGUACUAAUCAGGGCGUCGAGGCCACCCUCGCCACCCCUGGCACGCCCAUGGGAAACCUGAACUUCAACGACAUGACGCCCGAGACUCCAUCCAAGAAAGCUUUUGGUACCUCUAACAAGCGCUCGGCUACUGAGGCCAACCCUGACGAGACUCCCGCCAAGAAGGGGCCUGCUGCUCGUAAGCCCCGUGUUACCGCCGCCACCGCGAAGCAGAAGGCUGUGGCCGCCGCCGCCGCCCAGGCUGAGACUAAGGUCAAGGUUGAGGCUGCUACUGAUGCUGGUUUCAGUUUCAUCGGUGAUUUUGUCGGCAACGAUGUCGAUGCCGCGAUGGAGGGCAUUUCCCAGGCCGCAGAGGCUAUUGAGGACACUCUUGCUGCUGCUGCGGCUGACGAGGGUUACAUUACUGCUACUGAGGGUGGUGGUCCCGAUUACGGCGAGAUCUAGCCCACAGGUGAGUUUUUAGUUAUAUUU